UUGAUCACAAUUCACAAAUUUGCUGCUCUAUAAUCUACAAAACUCUCACACCAACAUAUUACAUGGAGCACUUGUUGGGUUUGUUAAGUAUUCAUGUACAAAAAGGAGUAAACCUUGCCGCAAAGGAUAUUCUAGGCAGCGAUCCUUACAUUGUUUUCCGAUUAGGAAAUCAGACAUUGAAGACUCGAGUAAUUAAGAAUAACAACAAUCCUGUAUGGGAUGAAGUUAUUCACAUUGCCAUUUUUGAACCUCUUCCAAUCAAAUUCGAAGUAUAUGAUAAGGAUACAUUCUCGUGUGAUGAUGAAAUGGGAGAUGCAGAAUUCGACAUCAAACCCUUUAUAGAAGCGUUAAAAAUGCGUUUGGACAAUCUACCAGACGAAGCGAUCAUUGCAACUGUAAAAGCGACAAGAACAAAUUGUUUAUCUGAAGACAGCUGCAUAACAUGGAGCAAGGGAAAAGUUGUCCAAAAUAUGGUACUUCGAUUGCGAAAUGUGACAUCCGGUGAAAUUGAGAUGCAAUUAGGAUGGAUAAAUGUUCCUGGUUCUAAAGGUCUAAAGUAA
Erigeron canadensis is the source of this 560-nucleotide messenger RNA. RefSeq names its product protein C2-DOMAIN ABA-RELATED 4-like. NCBI's taxonomy places the organism in Eukaryota, Viridiplantae, Streptophyta, Magnoliopsida, Asterales, Asteraceae. The transcript has 3 exons. The coding region runs from base 63 to 560 and encodes 165 amino acids. The record is from RefSeq and is a predicted model, not a curated record.